Messenger RNA from Rhipicephalus sanguineus (brown dog tick), 428 nucleotides. RefSeq lists its product as uncharacterized. The transcript has 2 exons. NCBI's taxonomy places the organism in Eukaryota, Metazoa, Arthropoda, Arachnida, Ixodida, Ixodidae. Bases 80 to 424 code for a protein of 114 amino acids. The record is from RefSeq and is a predicted model, not a curated record.
CAAAUAUUGUGCACAAGGUGAACCCGGAGAAUUCUACUACGGAACAGAGGUCUUGUACACCCUGAUUUUCACGAGCUACAUGAACCGUCAAAUGGACGAGACCCUCCGAAAGCGCAUCAAGAGAAUUGCCACGGCCAUUGGGGAGAGCGGCCUUGUUCGGCACUUGUACGACACACGCCUUCCUUCGCUGGAUCGGUGCCGCGUCGUGGAGGAGGGUGAACAACUGAAGCUUGAAGACCUGGCAUCCGUGUUCUACCUGUACGCAGCCUUUUGCCUCGCCAGCAUUCUCGUCCUUGUGGCCGAGUUGCUCGUCCACCGAUACUCACCUCACGAACGUCGCGCGCACCGGCACCGCAGGCUGAGGCGUACGGUUCCCCCGCUCUUCGUUCGCCCCCGAGGUACAAUCACAAGCAGGCGUCAGUAAGAGA